ACACAUGAGAGUACACACAAAGGAAAAGCCUUAUAAAUGUACUUUGUGUAGCAAAGCCUUUACUCAAAAACAUCAUCUUCAGAAACAUGAGGGAAUACAUACCAAUGAAAAGCCUAUUCAAUGUGAUGAAUGUUGCAAGACCUUUUCUCAUAAGAGUACUCUGAUGGUGCAUAUGAGAAUACAUACAAAGGAAAAACCAUACAAAUGUGGUCACUGUAGCAAAGCAUUCUCUCAAAAACAUCACCUAGAAAAGCACAUGGGAGUACAUACAACAGAAAAGUAUUAUUGUUGUGGAGAAUGUAAUCAGAAAUUUUCUCAUAAAAAUACUCUGGACGUACACAUGAGAAAACAUACAAAUGAAAAACCGUAUAAAUGUGUUGUUUGUAAUAAAUCAUUUUCCCAGAAACAUCAUCUAAAGAAACACCUGGGAAUACAUGCAAAACAAAAGCCUGAUAACUGUCAGGUGCAGUCAGAGGAGAAAGUAUAAAGGAUUUUAAUGUAGAACAUCAUCCACAUUCAGUAAUGUAAAAGCAGCUGUGGAUCUAGAUACUUUGUACAUUUGUAACCAGAUAUAUUUAUCCAUACAUCUUUAAUAAGUAAGGGAUAUCAGUUGACUAAUCACAGCAUCAUAAAACUUAACAAUUGUGUUAUUGAAAUAUAUUGUUUCAUAUGUAGUAGAAAUGUUUAGCCCAUUAGCUGUUAUUCUGAAAAAAUCAUACUUCUUGUCUUUACACAAAUAAGUGUGUGUGUGUGAUUACUAACAAUCAAAAGAAAUACUUUGUGUUUUCAUUAUAUAUUUGUAUUUUUAACUGUGUACAUAGCUUAUUUUUACGCAAAUAAAAAACCCUUUUUUAUUAUAGAGAUGUUCCUCUGACAGAUUUAUGCACUGCUCACUCUCUAACCUUCAAUGUAAGUGAUUAGAUGCAUUUACUUAAAAUUGUUGACUGAGUAUGAUACAAAUGACAGAUAAAUUAUUUGUACAUAUACAGACAACC
Penaeus monodon (black tiger shrimp) is the source of this 995-nucleotide messenger RNA. Its product is annotated as zinc finger protein 501-like. Gene Ontology annotation, biological process: regulation of transcription by RNA polymerase II. Gene Ontology annotation, molecular function: DNA-binding transcription factor activity, RNA polymerase II-specific; RNA polymerase II cis-regulatory region sequence-specific DNA binding. NCBI's taxonomy places the organism in Eukaryota, Metazoa, Arthropoda, Malacostraca, Decapoda, Penaeidae. The record is from RefSeq and is a predicted model, not a curated record.